This is a messenger RNA of Juglans microcarpa x Juglans regia, 1753 nucleotides long. RefSeq names its product transcription factor TCP12-like. Gene Ontology annotation, molecular function: sequence-specific DNA binding; DNA-binding transcription factor activity. Gene Ontology annotation, biological process: regulation of secondary shoot formation. Bases 396 to 1580 code for a protein of 394 amino acids. The transcript is spliced from 2 exons. The record is from RefSeq and is a predicted model, not a curated record. NCBI's taxonomy places the organism in Eukaryota, Viridiplantae, Streptophyta, Magnoliopsida, Fagales, Juglandaceae. Gene Ontology annotation, cellular component: nucleus.
UCGACGUACAGUAUUUGAGCUCUGCUGUCUUUCUCAAGCUGAGGGGAGGUAAAUGUACUCUCUCUCUCUCUCUCUCUCUCUCUCUCUAACACACACGCACACACACACACACACAUGAUCACACACACACACAAAACGCAAAGAGAAGCGAAUAUACAUACAUACACAUACAUUGUACAUCAUCAAGAGGCUGUCCUUCUCAAGCUCGGGUAGAAAGUAUUAACUCAUCAAGGGUUGUCCUUCUCUAAGUCUCAUGGUUUCCACUUGCAGAGAGAGGUAAAAGGAUGAAAUGAAUAGGAAAAAUUGAAACGACCCACGUCAUUCUCCUGCUUUAAUAGUCCAACCGGCCACCGUCAGGCCUAGUUAGGGUUGUCCAGUGCAAUUCAUAUUCACAGAUGUAUCCCUCAAACAGUAACAAUAUUGGCAGUGACCCUUUCUCCUAUUCUGACCAACCAUUUUUCCAGCAUCCUUUUCCAAAUCAUGACUUCAAUAUCAUCUGCAAUUCAAAACAAGGAGACCCAUCUCCUUUAUCCUUCUUCGGCCAAUACUUCUCUUCCCCUUUCGUAGAUGACGAUGUUUUCACCCAACAACACCAUGACCUGUUGUUUCAACAACAGCAAUCCUUAGCGAAAGCUGCUAAUAACACUGCCGGAGCUGUCACCAACAAUAUGGUGGAUUCCAACAAAAAUCACAUGAAUGGACAAAAAAUGGCCGAGCAGAUCCCGAGAAAACGAUCUUGCAAGAGAGAUCGGCACAGCAAGAUUAACACUGCGCGAGGCCCAAGGGAUCGGAGAAUGAGAUUGUCCCUUGAAGUUGCCCGCAAGUUUUUCGGCCUGCAAGACAUGCUAGGCUUUGACAAGGCAAGCAAGACUGUUGAGUGGCUACUCCUACAGGCAAAACCUGAAAUCAAGAAGCUAGCAAGAGAACUGAAGCGGAGUUGCAGCGUUAGUGUCAAGAGUGCUUCCUCUACUUCUGAGUGCGAAGUCGUGUCUGGCAUCGAUGAUGUCGCAAUUUCUUGUGAAAAUCAACAAGGAACGGCUUCAGAGGAGAAGCCCUCGACGUGUGCUGUGAAAGAGAAGAAGAUAAGGCAGUGUCGGAAGAGUGCAUUUCACCCUCUUGCUAGGGAGUCAAGGGAGAAAGCUAGGGCAAGGGCAAGGGAGAGAACGGAGAAACUGAGGCGACGGAGACUUGAUGAAUCAAAAUUAUGUGAAGAGGCGACCAACUGUGACUUGAGCCGGCUAGGUUCUUGGAGUACCUUUGAAACUGGGGAAGAAUCUGCUGGAACUCAAAGCCAUAACAUGAACCUUUCCUUGGAGGUGCCACCGCCUGAGGUUGAAGAAAGAAGCUCCCAUGCUCGAGAUCAUCAUGAUUUAGGGGCUGCAGAAGCCAUGGUUAAUGACGAUUCAUUUCUGAUUAUUGGAAGAUGGAGCCCAUCUAAUAAUUUGAUUUUCAAUUCUCUGAACAAUACUGCAAUUCCCCAAGAGCAUCAAUUUGCAGACUUUCAAUUCUUUGGCAAAUCGUGGCCGGAAGCCUGCAACAAUCAUAAUCCAUCAGACAAGGACAAUCUCUCGUAUGUCUGAUGUGUGGAAUGAAUAAACAUUAAUUUGCAGCAUGAUAUGUGGUGCAUGCUCUCUUUCCGUUUGAAAUGUAAUAUACAAAAUUACCCUAUUUGAUCAUUGUGCAAUUAAUCUUGUUUAAUACUAUGUUGUGAGUGAUUGUUGUGUCUUAAUUAUAAGAAUCUCAUGUUUCUUUU